GGACGGAGCAUCAUGGCGAUUGACGGAGGGGGGAGGAACUGUGGUGUUCACGAGCUCAUCUGUGCAAGAAAAGUCUCUCCUGAGCUUCUGGGUGUCCUGUCUUCCAUUGCAGCCUUCAUGGCGUUGAUGGCUCUGUUUUUUCUUUACCUCAGCAACAAGCUGUCAGUGGCGAGUCCUGAUGACCUGUCACAUCUCAACGGGUUAAAGAGCAGCCAGCCAGAGGGAGUUUUAUCAGACAGUGAGGAGGAGAAAGGGCCCGAGGACAUGGCUCCACAGAACACGACUUCAGCAUGGAGCAACAAAAGCAAACAGUCCACAGAGCAGGGAGGCUACAGCAGUGAGGCCUCCAGCGGGCGAGCAGCCAACAGCAUCCAGAGAAUAAAGAAGAACUCGUCCCUUGGCGAGCCCCGGCCUCCUCCCUACCAGGACGAGGGCUCGACGGGGCGCGUGUCCUCUCGAUCACGGUCAGAGCGAGGGGUCCGGAGGGGGUCGUCUGCGCAGCGCUGCGACAGCCCCCGCUGCUCCAGUGAGGCCAGCGCUGACCAGGACACUGAGAGCUACCUCAACAAAAACUGUGAGGAGGACAUCCCCAGUGACAGCACGGCUGUCCUGGGACCAGAGGACGGUCACCUCCCUACAGCCUACGAGCCGGAGCCAUUUGCCAAAUACGGCACACUGGACGUUGCCUUCGAGUAUGAUUCAGGGGAGCAGUGGUUGGCCGUCACGGUCACCGCAGCGACAGACAUCCCCGCUCUGAAACAGACGGGUAACAUCGCGUGGCAGGUCCACCUCGUCCUGCUGCCCACCAAGAAGCAGCGGGCCAAGACGGGGGUGCAGAAGGGGCCCUGUCCCAUCUUCACGGAGACAUUUAAGUUUUCCAGGGUGGAGCAGGACGCCCUCGGGGACUACGCCGUGCGCUUCCGCCUGUACAGCAUCAGAAGGAUGAAAAAGGAGAAGGUCCUAGGGGAGAAGGUUUUCUACCUGACUAAGCUGAACCUGCAGGGGAAGAUCGCUCUGCCUGUCACCCUGGAGCAGGGCUCUGAACUCACGGGUUGUGGCUCUGUGGUGAGCGUGUCUCGCAGUGCGGGAGCUCUGUCCUAUCGCUCCACUGAAGACUCCUCACUGCCGGAGCUCCUCCUGGGUCUGCUCUACAACUCUGCCACGGGACAGUUAUCCGCUGAGGUGGUCCAGGGAAGCCACUUCAAAACCCCGGCGUCUGAAAAACCCGUCAACGGUCUGUUCUGUUGUGUUAAACACUUUGUUGGGGGGCAGCUUUAUAUCAUGAGAGACACCUACGUGAAGCUGACCAUGCUGGACUCCAAGGGAAAGGAGAUGUCCAAGUGUAAGACAGCCGUGUGCCGCGGGCAGCCCAACCCCACCUACAAGGAGACCUUGUUCCAGGUGGCCCUCUUCCAGCUGUCCGAGGUGUCUCUGGUGCUGUCGGUGUUCUGCCGGCGGAGCAGCAUGAGGCCCAGGGAGAAGCUGGGCUGCGUCUCCCUGGGCCUCAACAGCACCAGCGAGGACCAGCAGGCCCACUGGACAGAGAUGAAGGAGGCGGAGGGGCAGCAGGUCUGCCACUGGCACACACUGACCGACACAUAGAGGGGGGAGGAUCUAAGAACACUGAGAUUUUACAACAUUCCCAGAGUUUGGGGGGGUUAGCAGGAAGCACCAGGAGUGAUGUGUGUGUGUGUGCGCUGCGUACAGGUGUGCAGGCAGCACGGGUUUCACUGCCAGAGACUGCAUGAAUACCCUUUAAUCUGCCACAGACUUUUAUUGGCAGUGGUGGAAGCUUCAGCGCCUGCCUUUUAUUGACAGAAAAAAAUGCAGAGGCAGGCAGACUGAGAAUGAAUGACAUUAUGAUUACUGACCUUGAAGUAAGAGUGUAUUUUCAGUAAUUCUGCCUACAGCAAGAUCUGCAUGUAACUGUUUACAGGACACAUUUUUCUGUCUCUGAAUCUUGGACCAAAGAGCUCGGUCCACGACUAGAAGACUCCUCCCUCUCUCUGCUUCUUCUCCUCUGGAUUUAAGCUGCCACCAGCAUACCAGACAUUUCUCUAUCAGUCAUAGCCAUUGACAAAAGAGAAGGCAAUGAAAAGACUGUUACAAAAGGGCCUACAACAUGCUGCAACUAUGCUUACAAGCUAUGCUUUGUACAGAUUGUUUACAUGCACAUGACAUUAUGCAAGAUCCAUUUAUCGUUUCCCCCCCUUUUAUGUUUUUGGAUUAUCAGUCAAAUGGUUUACCAGAUUUAAGUGUGUCUCUCUGGGGUUUGUGCGACACAAAGACAGUUUAUUAUUUCAUUUAUUUUAGUGUUGGAUAACUCGCUACACUAUGCAGCCGAAAACACUUUAAGCUGGAGGAGUGAAAUUCUGUCUUCCGCUCGCUGAGUCUCUUACAGAAUUGGACACAGCAUUGCAUGCCAGUGUAUCAAAGAGGGGCUUCCUUUCCUGUGUAGUACAGAUUGAGCCGGUUUCACCAUUCAGCCUUCUGACAACUCAGCCAUGUUCAUUCAUGUAGAAACAUGGUGCUUCCCGCUGAGGAGGAAUAUGCAAAAGCCUGCGCAGUCCAAUAAACCUGGCUGCCUCUCUGCCGCUGACAGCAAUGAAGCGAGCCGGAGUGGCAGAAUGAAAUUACAUUAAAAGGGAACAUUUUCUGAUUACAAGUGAAUAGGAAAUGGAUAAUUAAAUAAAGCCUGAACAAAUUAAAGCAUUGUACAGAAGUGUGAGGAAUCUGGUUUUACAUGCAUCUGGAACAAAGCCAAAUUCAUUAGAGAAAAAGCUAUGAGUCAGAAAAUCCCCCCAAAAACAUCACUGAAGACUCCACAGCCACACCCUGUGUUUCAGGCAGAAGCUGAAACCCUCCCUCUUCUCUCCUCUGACUGAAGCUGAGGGGUGUGGGAUGCAUUUUUCUCAUCUCAAUGAUGUCAGAUUUCUGGGUUCGGGGGUCCUGCAGCUACACUUCGCCCCAUCAGUUCUCCUGCAGAGCCACAUUUUCUUAAAGUCAAAUUCAAUUCAUUAGAAGAUACAAACCAGAUGUGUAGCAUUCCUGAGAGAUAAACAACUGGCUUUUGAUGGCAGAGAUGGGAACAACAGCCACUCCAGUGUUUUCAUUGUAUAGGCCUUUUGUUCUAAGCACUAUUUGUGCUUUACCAGCAUUUACAACCAUUUAGUUCCACUUUUUGGGAAAAGAUUGACCAGUAUGUUAAUAUAAAGCUUGUAGUUUGCUUACAGACAGCAGCGCAGUGAUUUAGCAUUAAGACAGUAACCAGCAGUAAACUCUGGAAACCCAUUUUCCCCCCAAAAUACAUAAAUAGAUCCUUAAAAUGAGAAUGACUUACUUAGGAAAAAUUAGUAGCUAAUCUAGGCGGAUUCAUUUUUACGACCCCGACCAGACAGUGGUAUCUUUUAUCAAAGAAAGGACUCAUCAAAUACUCAACGUGCGGGAGUGUGUUUUUGUAAAAGUUAGGAAAAGAAUGAGGCUAUACGUCAGAUAAUGUUUUAACACUGUUUUAUUUCCAUUAAUCUGGCCUUCAAUGGUAUGUCAGACGCCGUCAUCAGUCUGGCACAGCACAGGCUGCAGGUGGCUGGAGCCGGGCCCUCAUCUUGGAUCAGACAUAGUUUCACAAAACGCCCAGCAGAGUGACCACGGCCGUCAGGGGGGAAAGUAUCCUGCUUUGGGCCAUGGAAAACCAGCUGUGCCAAAUAGCCUAGAGGAGGGGUUUAACUUCCAAAGAAUACCAGCUGACCCUAUUUAUGCCCCAGGACAGGUUUAGUCAGCCAGGUAAUUAUGAGGCCUCCAGGAGCUGCAAUAAAAGUGUUCAGGUGUGUCUAGGUGAGCAGACAAGCUGGUUUUUCAAGGCUGGUGCAGCAAGAGUACACAUUUCCAUUCUGGAUUUGUGUAAUUUGUAUCUGGCUCUUUAUCCUGUUCACCUUACAGGCCCAAUCUAAUAGUUUGGAAGCAGCAGCCACCUGGCACAGGUAGGGAUUUGGCUUCAAAGACACUUUAUGACUGUGCCAGAAGCUUCUUUUCAUUUUAUGACAUUCUGUUUCAAGUUGACCUUCCCAAGAACGAGGACAUCUUGACGACCGUAAAACAUUUUCCUGCCCGAGUGCUGCUCUCAGGUCAGUUAGGUUCCCCCUCAAGCAUUCAGUGGCACAAGCUAGUUUUCCUUGGCAAUGUAAUAAAGAUAUACGGCUAAGUCCUGUUGGGACUUCUUAAGGGUAAGGAAUAAUGAACUACAAUGUUUUUGUUAUUUUAUUGAAUGUGUCAUCAGUUUAAAAAAUCUUUUUUUAAUAAUAUAUUCAAUAAAUAUACAGGAACCAUG
Eleginops maclovinus (Patagonian blennie) is the source of this 4327-nucleotide messenger RNA. RefSeq names its product synaptotagmin-14-like. NCBI's taxonomy places the organism in Eukaryota, Metazoa, Chordata, Actinopteri, Perciformes, Eleginopidae. Gene Ontology annotation, molecular function: phospholipid binding. The record is from RefSeq and is a predicted model, not a curated record.